GACGUCGUGCACGCUCUCAGCCAAUAGCGAGUCGAGAACGAGGCACGCUGACAGAAUCCGAAGUUGAUUCCGUGCGCUUGUUGAUUUUUUUAUUUCGUUAAAUACGGUGGAGAGCGUCUGAUGGAGGCUGUGCUGAGACACCUGACCAACAUACUGGAGUUACUGGCCGUGUCUCAGACGGACCACGUGAGUGAAUGGGACCGUCACACCACGCUCCGGGCGUUUCAGUGGGCUGAGUACUGCGAGCAGCUGCACUCCCGCUUCCAGUGCAACCCUGCGGUCCGCUCCGCGCUGGAGUCCGCUCUGAGCGACACCAACCAGCGCCUGCAGCAAGCUCUGCCGUCGUGCUCUCCAGUCAUGUUCUCUGAGCUGGCUCAGUGUCAGCACAUGCUGCUCAUUCAUUUACUCACAAACCCUUCCGCGCCGAACUCUGUUAUCCCAAUUCUUUUUCCAGAUCCCAAAACUGCUGCACAGGAUUCCCAGUUUGAUCAAAACAGCCUCAUUACGUGUAAAUCAGCGUUUAAUCUGUUAUGCCGCACAUCGGACAGGACGAGUUAUGCUGGGUUACAUGUUGAAGCAGUGGUCAGAGGCAAACUGCUCGGGAACCUCUUGAACUCUGUACUAAGUCGGACUGGUAAUGAUGAGUAUGCGAGAACACUGCUGGAUUCCAUCCUUCAUGACAGCGCGGGAAAACCGGAAAGCCUUUAUGACGUCAUAGCAGCUGCGCUCCUUUCUCCUGAUGACGAAACGAACUCCGUCGUUCCGCACUUUAUCCUCGCCUGGCUGCAAGAGCAGGAUGGGUGUUUGAGUAAACUGUGCAAAUCUCUCUCCCCCGGACUUUGUACCGUCAUCUCCCGACAGUCUCGCGAGUUUAAACAGGCAUAUUGGGGUGUUUUGAAACAGUGGGCGUCCUGCUUGGAGUUUGACGUCUUGGAGGGUCUGUGGGUGCCGACUUCAGAUGAGCCUGUCACUUUUAUAAUACUGACUGAUCGAUUCAAAGAGUUAUUAAAUUCAGGGCCACCGUUAAAAGAGGAGACAGAAACUGAACUCAAAACACUCAAACGGGAAGCUGGAGACUUUAAUGUAAAAGGCAUCUGUAUAUGGACGGAUGUAAUCAUUCAGCUAAAGCUGUAAAUACAUCAGAAUGGAAGUUCAUUCAAGGCUGUUAGUUAUUUCCUUUGAUGUUAAUUUAACUAAUGAAAACAUGAUGUCUGAGGAUAUAAGUUUGAUAAUUAUAUAUAUAAUAUAUUGCGUUUUGUCGAUUUUAUGUUUUGUAAUCAUUUUAAUUGUUGUUGUUUUUAUUAUAAGAGCCAUCAUAAUAUCAAUUUUAUUUCAACGUGUAUUUUGUUUUUCUUCAUAACUGAAAUUUCUAAACAUGAUUUUGUUCCUCAGCAUUAAAAAAAAAACCAAGAAAAACCAACCCUCUGCCUCAGUCUUCCGGCAGACAGGGGGCGACAGUGCUCUUUACACCAUCAGCCCUGUGCUUUAUUUGAGGGCUGGGUUCCUUGUGGUAUUUUAUUUACAGCUGAAUAAUUAAUAAAGCUUUUAAACAGUGUCA
Messenger RNA from Cyprinus carpio (common carp), 1558 nucleotides. RefSeq names its product Fanconi anemia group F protein-like. Gene Ontology annotation, biological process: interstrand cross-link repair. Gene Ontology annotation, cellular component: Fanconi anaemia nuclear complex. Lineage: Eukaryota; Metazoa; Chordata; Actinopteri; Cypriniformes; Cyprinidae. The record is from RefSeq and is a predicted model, not a curated record.